AUGUCUUCCUUCUCCCUCCUCCACUCCACCACCUACUUUCCUUCCCACUCCUCCAAACCUCACUCCACCGUCCGAUGCACCUCCCCAACCACUCCCUCCCCCGCUGCUCCUCCCCAAAAACACCACCGCUCAGCCGAGAACAUCCGCGACGAAGCUCGCCGCCGUCCCCAACUCCAAAACCUCUCAGCACGCUACGUCCCCUUCGACGCUCCCCCCUUCUCCACAGAGUCCUACUCCCUCGACGAGAUCGUCUACCGCUCACAAUCCGGCGGCCUCCUCGACGUCCAGCACGACUUCGCCGCACUCAAACGCUACGACGGAGCGUUUUGGCGUAACCUAUUUGACUCGCGCGUAGGUAAAACUACUUGGCCGUAUGGUUCAGGCGUGUGGUCCAAGAAAGAGUGGGUUCUCCCCGAGAUUGAUGAUGAUGACAUCGUCUCCGCGUUUGAAGGAAACUCGAACCUCUUUUGGGCCGAGAGGUUUGGGAAACAGUAUCUUCAGAUGAACGAUCUUUGGGUGAAACACUGUGGGAUUAGCCACACGGGUUCGUUUAAAGAUCUUGGCAUGACCGUUCUUGUUUCUCAGGUGAACCGCCUCAGGAAAAUGAACAAACCAGUCGUCGGAGUGGGAUGCGCCUCCACUGGAGAUACAUCCGCCGCACUCUCCGCCUACUGCGCAGCCGCAGGAAUCCCCUCCAUCGUCUUCCUACCGGCUGACAAAAUCUCCACAGCUCAGCUCGUUCAACCCAUCGCAAACGGAGCCUUUGUCCUAAGCCUCGACACCGACUUCGACGGAUGCAUGCAUCUCAUCCGCGAAGUCACAGCCGAGCUCCCUAUCUACCUAGCAAACUCUCUCAACAGCCUCCGUCUCGAAGGUCAAAAGACGGCGGCCAUUGAGAUCUUACAACAGUUCAACUGGGAAGUACCAGACUGGGUCAUCGUCCCCGGAGGAAACCUCGGUAACAUCUACGCGUUUUACAAAGGUUUCCACAUGUGUAAAGAGCUAGGGCUUGUUGAUAGGAUCCCUAGGCUUGUCUGUGCUCAAGCCGCUAACGCGAACCCGCUUUACUUGCAUUACAAGUCAGGGUUUGAUCAGGACUUUAACCCUAUGAAAGCAGAUACAACGUUUGCUUCCGCGAUUCAGAUUGGUGAUCCUGUUUCUAUAGAUAGAGCAGUGUAUGCCUUGAAGAAGUCUAAUGGGAUUGUUGAGGAAGCUACUGAGGAGGAGUUGAUGGAUGCAACGGCUCUUGCGGAUUCUACUGGUAUGUUUAUUUGUCCGCAUACAGGUGUUGCGUUGACGGCGUUGAUGAAGCUGAGGGAGAGUGGAGUUAUUGAGGCUAAUGAUCGGACGGUGGUGGUUAGUACAGCUCAUGGUUUGAAGUUUACGCAGAGUAAGAUUGAGUAUCAUUCUAAGAGUAUACAAGAGAUGGCUUGUAAGUUGGCGAAUCCACCGGUUAUGGUUAAGGCUGAGUUUGGUUCGGUUAUGGAUGUUCUUAAGGAGUAUCUUAAGAACAAUGAAUCUAAGUGUUGA
Eruca vesicaria subsp. sativa (arugula) is the source of this 1530-nucleotide messenger RNA. The record is from the annotation of a GenBank genome assembly. Lineage: Eukaryota; Viridiplantae; Streptophyta; Magnoliopsida; Brassicales; Brassicaceae.